GCGCUUUGCCAAACGAGAGAGAUGACUGCGGAAGUGAAGUCAAACAAUUUGUAAAGUAGCUGCAAACACCGCUUUUGUCAUGUACACUUAGAAUUAUACACCCACGGGGGUUUAUCCAAGAUGAACAGGAAUGUCUCAUCAAGUUUGGGCGAGUUGUAUCGUCGAGGCAGUCCUGGAGAGUUUCCGCCUUAUUUUGUCCCCGCGAUGAUGACGCCUCCUCCAAGGAGCCCGACAAGGUCCUCUCUGCCUCACGAGGGAUUUGGCUCCAGAAAUGAAUACUGGAACAGGGUUCAAUCAGCUAUAGUGACAGUAUUCCAACAGAAGAGAAUAGAUCCACUUGAGUUACCAGAAAUCCUGGAAAUAGUCAGAGACCUGGUCAAGUCUGAUGUCGGGCCAUUCAUUUAUGAAUUUUACAGGGACCAGUUGUUGAAAAAGGGAAUGGUGAUAUUAAGAGAAAAGAUAAAACACUACAGAGACAAGGAGCUAUUAUACCACCUUGGAGAAUUGUGGAACAAAUUUUUCAGAGAGAUUUUGCCCUUGAUUCAGGCCAUACUUCAGCCAAUACAGACAAAGGAACUCUCUAUCCGCCAAGUCACUCUGUUGGGAUUUAGAGAUAUUGUUUUGCUAAAAACUGAGUUUGAAGCAUGUGUAGGGGCAGGGUUUGAAAUUCCACCUGCCGUUACUCAAAUGUUGUUAGUGUUGCAGAGGUUAAGAGAGAGUCUCCCCCCAACAGAGAAUUUCUUCAAGGUGGAGUCCCUGUUAGCCCAGAUAGUAGACCCGUAUCUUGGGGUACGAGGCUACUACGAGGGUGGCUCAGAGCCCAUCAUUCCCGCAACAGUGGUACCAGAGGUCCUGCUGAGGUCAAAGUCUUCAGGUGACAUACUAGGGGAGAUGCGUAAAAGCAAACCACAAAUGCACCGUCCUCUCAGUAUGCAGCAUCCGGCGUCCAGGGUCCUCAGUCAACAUGUCCGCCAGCAGAGCGCCUCCAACAUUGUGAUAGGCCCCAUGCUGGAUACACUGGAGGAAUACGAGCCGUAUCGUAGACACAGCUUGGCGUGCUAUGACCGUGAAGGAUCGGAAGUUUGAUCCCCUGUGAAGGAUGAUUUCCCCUGAGUUUCGGAGAUUUCUGGAAUCUAACCUCUCUUAUCAGUAUGACUCCCAUGUCUCCUGUAUCUCAGGGUGAUUGGUGCGUACUUCUGGUGCUGACAAAAUUUCUAGCAAUUUCUUAUUUUUGUCUUAAUUUCAUGAAUUGUUUUGAUAAUGAAAAUUUUAUUUUGAAGCACCACAGUGCAUGUUUCAACACUGUAAGUUCUGAACGUUCAAAAUAACUUUUUCAUCAUGUAAUUCUACCAUACCAGAGAUUUUUUGCUGAUUUUUUAAGUGUUUGGAAUAAGAUUAUUAUUGUUGUUUAAGUAUAGAUUUUCAACCAUAACUUAUUCCCAAGAAGUUCUAGUUAUUUCUUCAUUUAUGUUAGAAAUUUUGAUGUAAAUGCUUAUAUUAUACAGCAAAUUCACAAUUUGUAUUUAUACACAUUAUUUUAAUUUUUGUUAAUUAUAAGUUUGAAUCAUUGUUUUUUUGUUUUUUUUUCUUUUAUAAUUGUCUUGAAAAUGCUGCCAAUCCUGGUAUGUUAUAUGAUAAGUGAUCAUUUUUUUUUCAAAUUCUGUCAGGGAUUAUUUAAGAAUCAAUACCAGGGAAACCAAAAUGUGAUCUCAAUAAAUGUCAAAGAAGUUGUGAUGUAGCCAAAUAAAAAACCCAAAAAGGCAUGUUCUUAUAUUGCAAAAAGGUGAUUCUGUGGUACUGAUUUUAUUUAUUGUUAGCAAAUCACCUUCCAUAAGGUUAGGUGAAAAUCUUAUUUAUUGUUACACCAGUUGCAGAGUAAAGAAUAUAUUAUGCAUUGAAUUACUUAUAGUAUGACAAAGACUAUGCUAUAAGGAAUAUACUUAAACAAAUGGUUAUUGCAGUUAUGUUCCAUAUGCCUUCGUUUAGUAUUCAAUCUUUUUGCACAUUUUCUGUUAGUGUUUGUUGUACCGUCAACUAGAUGGUAUUGUAAUUUUUACAAAAAAGCAAUAGACAUACCUGUUACUUUUGUUUUAAUCUUAUAUACACUUGUAUAUAUUUUUAUUAGUGGCACACUUCAUAUAUCAUUAUUGUAACCAAUUGUUUUAUUUGCACAAAAACUUGUCCUCAGAACUAUGCCACAACUACUUAACCAUAAUUCAAGAUUUAUGCUGAAUACUUUGUGUUUGAUUGCUUAGAUAUUUGAAUUAGAUCUCAUGUUAAGAAAAAUGACAUUUUAUUUGUAAAAGUUAAAGUUAAAUAAUUCUUUAAGAUUUACUUUGGUAUACUGUUAUAACUUUGUUGUACCAAAUA
Lingula anatina is the source of this 2370-nucleotide messenger RNA. RefSeq names its product proline-rich protein 5. Gene Ontology annotation, biological process: TORC2 signaling. Gene Ontology annotation, cellular component: TORC2 complex. NCBI's taxonomy places the organism in Eukaryota, Metazoa, Brachiopoda, Lingulata, Lingulida, Lingulidae. The record is from RefSeq and is a predicted model, not a curated record.